Molecule: messenger RNA, 876 nt
Organism: Camellia sinensis
Lineage: Eukaryota; Viridiplantae; Streptophyta; Magnoliopsida; Ericales; Theaceae
Biological process (GO): cellular response to heat
Source: RefSeq, a predicted model, not a curated record
CAACCCUUCCCAUGAUCAUCCAUCAUUAAUAUCUAUAUAAUACAAGAGAUGUGGAGAUAUAUAUGUCCAGUUCACCCAAGUUCUUCACAAUUCAUUUUCCUAUAUCCCAAACAAGAAGAUGAGUACUCAGACUGAUACCAAGGCCACCGCAGCUGAUGCUGCCGCUGCCACUGCCAAGACAGCUGCACCUCCAAAAAAGGCUCCAAUGGAGACCAAAGCUGGAGCUGCUGCAGCCAUGCCUCCAUAUGAGGAUUUUGAGCCCUUAUGUGGUUGGCGUAGAGAGGAAGGGCAAGAAACUCUGGUGGUCCAUAUUCCUGAAUUCAAAAGAGAGCAACUGAACGUCUCUGUUAUCUCUGGAGGCAUUCUAAAGAUCUCAGGUGAACGCCCCAUUGAUGGAUCUAAAUCCAGUCAUUUCAGCAAGAAAAUUGCAAUUUCAAAGGACUGCAACGCUAGUGAAAUCAGUGCAAAGUUCACUAGUGCUGGCCUUCUUUCUAUUUCAAUGCCCAAAAAAACUGUUUUAGUCCCCAAGCAAGAUCAACAACCCACACCACCAGUUACAAUUCAAGAGAAUCAGCUCCAACAGAAGCCCCAAGAAACGCAAGAUCAAGGGGCUACGAAACUCGGUGGCGUGACCGUUGCGGUGGCGGUGGUGGUCGUGGUGGUGGCAGUGGCUCUUGGUGCUUAUGCAACUUAUAAGUGUAGGUCUUUGGAUUCAUGAUGGUGCUGCUAGUUUUUUCUCAUAUUCUUUGUAUAUGUUAGUGUUUAGUGAAACUACAAAGUUCACACGAGCUAUGGUGAAUAUAUGUUAAACAGAACUGAUGUAACAAACAUUAUUGAAUUGAUUGGCAAUAUAUAGUUGAAAGUGGUUUGUAGAUC